AUUAUUUUAAUACACCUAUUGUAUAUGAUCGGGUACUUCAGCAACAGUGUUUUGUGCGGCAAUUACAAAUCAUAAUAUUAAAAAAAGAGGAUUCUAUUUCUUAACCGAUUAAUACAAUAUUUAUAGUUGGUCGACAAAAGUAAUUACUAGAUAAUUCAAUUGAUAUUAGCAGCUAAGAGUUAUUAUUUACAGUUUUUUUAAAUGAACACUUAACAGUUAAGGAGAAUGAAUGAUACAAGUGAGAACACAGUGUCGAGUACAAAUGAUAUCUCAGCAGAAACAUUUGAAACAAAUGAUUUUGAUGAUUUAAUAACUUCAUCAAAACCAGAGUCAACCAAAAGUAAAAAAAAGAGAAACCGAAAUAAUGUUUAUAGUAAAAAACCUGGAAAAAAAAAGAAAAAAGAAAAAAGUUCGUUGAAAGUGAAAUGGCAAAUGAAAAUUGACACCAAUAAUUUAAACAAUGUUUCAAGUAGUGAUAUAACUGAUAAAAAAGAACUUUCUGAUACUGAAACAAUGCGUUUAUCUAAUAAAUCAGAUACCUUGGAAAAUAACGUACGUUCAAAUAAGCGAGUUAUUAAGCGAAAGUCGUGGUCUAAUGAGUAUGAAACUGCACCUUUUACACCUUCACCAAAAAAAUCUAAAGGUAUUCGACCAGAUUGCCCGCCGUUUUGCCGUACAAAUUGUACAUUAACACAUCAUCCUUUACUAAUUGCUGCUCGAAAAGUCAUAGAGAAUGACUCAUCAACUACAAUGCAGUUUUUGCAAAAAGUUGAAAGUUUUUAUGGUGGUGCUGACGGUCAAAUGAAUCCUAGCGAUUGCAUCAAUGAUCAGUGGAAAAACACUGACUAUCCGCUUUUGCAUUAUUUAGCACUUAUGGGUAAAUGUGCCUGUUCAUUUGUUUUGAGUCAGUCUGGACAUGAGCCUACAACUACAGUUACUGAAAAUGGGGACAAUGUACUUCAUACUCUUGUUAAAGAUAUGUAUCUAUUUAACUGUACACACGGACAUAUGGAUGUUUUAUCGAAAAAAUUUAAUUUGCUUUUAAGGGAGUUUGUUGACUGCUUAAAAUUUGUAAACAAACGCAAAGAAACUCCAUUACAUAUAAAUGCAAAAAUGAUUUCAGAUACCGUUUUGCUUUUAAAGGAUGAAGCUAGACAAAAGCCUCCUUUUCGUUUAUAUCAGUUUUGUAAAAGUAUGUUUGAUGCUUGUUUAGUUCAACUUUCUUCUUUUGAUGAUGUAAAACGCCUCAUUAACUUACAAGAUCAUGCUGGUUUUACUGUUAGCCACUACAUAGCAUCUGACAGAGCAUCAUUUGAAUUUUUAGAUAGAUUAAAAGAAAUGGGAGCUGAUUUUGAUAUAAAAAACAGCCUAAAUCAAAAUGUAAAUGACAUUCAAAAGAAUGCGCCUUCUCCCCCUUCCAAUGAUUUGUUAGAGCUUGCAGUUUUUUCUGCAAAAGGGCAUAAAGUGAAAAGUGCAACACAUAAUAAACCAAAAUACUCACCGCAAAAAAAAAAACAAUCUGCAAGAAUUGAGCAAGAGAUAAAUACAGCUCAAUACCCAGUUAUUCAAUCCUCAAAUGCAACAAAUGUAGACAUAAACAUUUCAAAACCAGCUAGUCUUCGAAUACCACUUACUUUACAAAAGCAUACUGGUAAAGCAACUUCCUCUACUGUUGAUCCCCCAAGGACUGGUCCUCGAAUAAAAGUUACUCCAGUUAGAGGUGCUAAGGAAAAUAAAACAGAAAAAAAGGAGGAUAUAAAUAUGGGUUAUUCUAUUGAAAAAAAAAAAAAAGAUGAUAUAUCUGAUAAAAGUAAUCAUAGUCAGAAAUCUGAAAUUAGUCAAAGCAAGUGUGAUGAUGAUUUAGUGCUCCAAACUACAACAUCUACUCACCUCUCAAGUAAAAGCUUCGAUACAAACAAGGAUAUUAUAUUAACAAAUUUAAACAUAGACAAUUCUACAACCAAUGUUUCAAAUCCGCCUGUUAGUUUAAAAGUUUUUACCUCUCGAUUUUCAAAUAUUUUACCAAAAUCUUUAAAUAGUUCUGUUGACAAAAAGUCUGACGAAAACUCAUCAAAUGUGCACAAUUUGCUAAUAAAAUCUACAAAAAAUAGUCAUUUAAAAAAUGCAUCUCAAUCAGUACUUACAUCUCCAUCAGUAGUUACUUCUCCAUCAGUUAGCAAUAAUUUAAAAGUAUCUGCAAGUAUCAAUAACCAGUCAUUUCAGGCGUCACAUAAUGUGCAAGUUGUAGCAGCUCUACCUCACAUGCAACUCCCUAAUGCUUCUCAGUUUCAACAAACCACAAAUGUAUCUCCAAAUCUUCUUUCGCAACCCUUUUCAAAUAUACCUCAAAACAAUGUUAUUGUUCGAACGCCAAGUGGUAAACUUGUCUCUGUAAACUUAAUGUCAAUGAAUUCAUCACAACAACCAUCAGUUUCUUCUAAUCUUGUGUCUCCCCUCAUUCCAAUUCAGACCAAUCAGCGAGCUUCACUUUACCCAUCCUCAGGUUCAACAUCUCAGCAAGCACCUACAAUGCAUCAAUCAUUUCAUCAUCAGAUUCUUCAAAACCAAAAUCAAGUUAAUUUACAACAGCAACAAGUUUUAAAUCAGUUACAGAAUUUACAACAUUUUACUGGAAACACAGUGCAAAAUACAAUGCAACCACAACCUUUUUUUUUUAUGCCUCCUAAUGGUGUUAGAUUUAUGGUUCCUUCCACUAAUUCUCUACCUUCUGGAACAUAUGUUAGUCCUUCAUCUUAUCCAAACAUACAGAGUUAUCAUAGUUUGCAAGGAACAUGGCGUCCUAAUAUAGUUAGAGAGAUUCAACCAAACAAUCUAGGUUAUAAUUUUUCACCAAAUUUGCAUCCUCAAAGUAUUUCCACUGCUCAAUCUUUAAACAAGGUUUAUGGCACAGGGUUAACUAAUAGGUUUGCAUUCUCUAAUAAUAAUCAGAAUCAAAAUAUUUCACAAACUGUAGAACAAAACUUUUCUCAGUUGAACAAAAAUCCAAUUAGUUCUAUGAAUGAAACUCAUUCUAAAAAACUUCGAAGUCUUGAAGCAAGUAUAAACUUUAUUAAAAAUGGGUCUCAGAAACGAAAAAGCUACCCACCUAAUCAUUUAAAAGGUACCAAUCAAGAUAUUGCUCCACCUCCAGUAAUCAUACUUGAUAGUGAGUGUACCCAAGUUCAAACAGAUAAGGUUGAAAAUAAGCUAUCAUCUUCUGUUGAAAGUUUUCGAGAUAGUUUGAAAAAUUCUCCAAAUAUAUAUGAUACAAAAAAUGAUACAGUAACUUUGAAUCGAAAUGAUAUAAAGGAUAAAGGAUUAAUUGAAUUGCUCAAAAUUUAUACUGAAAAAAGAAAAGAGUUUUCCAAUCAGCUUCAGGAAGAGCAAAGAAGAGUUUCUGAUUUAACGAACGAACUUCGUGCACGUGAAAAUGAAAUCAAAGAUACAAAUAUUCUAAUAGACGCUAAGGAGUCUGAGUUGUCAUUCUUACGAAAAAGAGUUGAAGUGGCGCAUGAAGCUGUAUUAAACAUAUCAAGUGACAGAAGUAAAUCGAUUGAACAAUGUAACACAAUAACUAAACAUCUUGUUAACUUAGACUUAGAAAUUGAAUCCGCGCGCUCAGAGAGCGGUGAUCGAGUUUAAUUUUUUUUUUUAAAGAAAUACUUUUAUAUGUUUUUA
Molecule: messenger RNA, 3678 nt
Organism: Hydra vulgaris (swiftwater hydra)
Lineage: Eukaryota; Metazoa; Cnidaria; Hydrozoa; Anthoathecata; Hydridae
Product: protein PF3D7_1417600
Source: RefSeq, a predicted model, not a curated record